CCUAAGCCCACCCUUUGGGAGACAGUCUGAGAAAACAUCACCUAGGAAACCAAGCUUCGUCAGAUUCUGCACAGACACACACACUUACAUACAUACAUAAAUGCUAACAGUCGCAUCCGAAGCUCCACAGCGGCUCUUUCAUCAUCCUGGAGUCAGAGCUGUACCUGGGACCAUGGUACAAAUUGGAACUAGCUUGACAGAGAAACUUGACAAUGAACAAGGCUUGGAUGAUGACAAAGUACCCCUCAUAUCACCUCUUGAUGUCAACCAACUGGAGCAACCUUUUCCUGACAAGCUGAUUGUAAAGACACGAACAGAGUAUCAGCUUCAGCAGAAGAAGAAAAGAAAGAUUUGUGUUCCAGGCGUAAAGAGACUGAACAUCAACCUUUAUGAUGAGGUUUCUGAGAAAGUCAAGCUGACUGGCCUGAUCCUGAUCACCAUGGUAUUCCUUGCUUGCCUUCUGAUGUUGGUGAUGUACAAAGCUUUAUGGUAUGAGCAACUCACGUGUCCUGAAGGAUUCAUUUUUAAGCACAAGCACUGCUCUCCAACAGAUUUGGAAAUGUAUUACUCACAACAAGAAACAGCACCACGGGGUGCUUUCUACACAGCCAUAACACAGGCAAAGAAGACCCUCCCGGAUCUGCCAUCUCCCUGGCUACCAGUCAUCAAUGCACUAAAAGAGGCAGAAAAGGGCAAAAGAGUGCUAGGCACAGCUCAGCAAUGAAGUUAUUAAGUGAAAGGAUAGAAGGAAGGUCAGUGAUCGUAGGACGUUCUUUGAGUAGGGACUUUUGGGAUUGAUGAGAGGGGACUUCAUUACUAAUGCACUAAUCAUCUCUAACAUCUUAUGAAAAAAAUUGAUAACGAUCAGUUUAUCAUAGUAAAUAUUGAAGUUGCAAUAAAGAAAAAACUUUCCCAAUUAACAUUUCUCCAUGUUGGGUUUUUAUUUUGCCUUUGACUUUGUUUUAGAGACAAUUUGAUUUAACAGCUGGUAUUUUAACACAUUAUGGACAAAUAAAUGAACAAGUCUAUCAAAAUGAAAAAGUCUAUCGUUUAUGCAACAGACCUAUUUUUCAUGCCUCCGAUUCUAUUAUAUUCAUGCUUUAUGCCUCAGAUUGUAAUAUUUCAUUAAAAUUUUCAACUGAAAA
This is a messenger RNA of Hyla sarda, 1145 nucleotides long. It is a transcript of the gene CALY, whose product is annotated as calcyon neuron specific vesicular protein. NCBI's taxonomy places the organism in Eukaryota, Metazoa, Chordata, Amphibia, Anura, Hylidae. Gene Ontology annotation, biological process: clathrin coat assembly; endosomal transport; G protein-coupled dopamine receptor signaling pathway. The transcript has 5 exons. The coding region runs from base 101 to 724 and encodes 207 amino acids. The record is from RefSeq and is a predicted model, not a curated record. Gene Ontology annotation, molecular function: clathrin light chain binding. Gene Ontology annotation, cellular component: membrane; endosome.